UCCAAACAACUGCAUCAACAACAUCGAGCUCAGAGCAUGGCUUAUCGUGAAACUGGACCAGCUCUAACUGAGAGAAAAGUGUUUGGACGAGAUGAAGAGAGGGAGGAACUGUUAGCGUGGUUGAGAAAGCCUGUCGCAGAAGAGGAUGAGGGUGGUACCAAUGUGUCUCUUUUUCCUAUUAUUGGCCAUGGAGGAGUGGGCAAAACCACCCUCGCACAACUCGUCUAUAAUGACGAGAGCUUAGCUAAUUCCUUCGAUCGCAGACUCUGGGCGUGUAUCUCCACUCCUUUCAAUGCCAAAAAGGUCAUGGCAGAUUUGAUAGAAUACGCUACGGAAAGUAGACCUGAAGUCAGGGGACUUGGCGCUUUGCAAGAAGCUCUUAAGAAACUGGUAUCGUCUGGGAAAUUUCUCCUUGUCUUGGAUGAUGCAUGGAAUGAUGACAAUCGUUUUGAUUGGGAUAAAUUGUUUGCUCCUUUGAGGAGCGGCCAUAAAGGAAGCAAAAUCUUGUUAACUACUAGAUUGGAGAGCGCUGCAGACAUGGCCGCAUUGGCUUUGGGUGGGUCAAUAAAGAAAUCGUUGAAGUUAAAUCCCUUAUACGGUGAUGAUUUCUUAUCACUUUUCAAGCAAUAUGCAUUUUCUGGGGUAAAUUCUUGUGAUUAUAGAAAGUUGGAAUCCAUUGGCGAGAAAAUAGCAAGAAGGCUUGGGGGCUUACCAUUGGCUGCAAAGAUGAUUGGGGCGUUAUUGAAUUCUAAGUUGGAUGAUAGUCAUUGGACCAGAAUUUUGCAAGCGGACAAUAUAUCCGAUCAAGCACAGCAGAGGGAUGGUGUGAAUGCAGUUUUGAUGUUAAGCUACCACCAUUUACCAAUGCACUUAAGACCCUGUUUUUCUUAUUGCAGCAUCUUUCCUCAAGGUUAUAGGUUCGAGAAAGAUGAUCUAGUCUUCACGUGGAUUGCUCUCGGCUUCAUUCAACAAUCUCCCCAAUAUCCAACGGAGGCACCGGAGGAUAUAGGACGGCGUUGCUUUGAUGAUUUAGUGAAACUGUCGUUUCUUGAAAAAGGCGGUACCUUUUUUAAUCGCCAACAUAAAACACAUGCACGUUACUAUAUCAUGCAUGACCUUUUGCAUGAUCUAGCAUGUAAAGUAUCUCGUGGUGAUUGCUUUAGAUUUGUUGGAGGUUCAAUUGAUCAAAUCCCGAAUACGGUACGUCAUCUGUAUUUUGCAACCAGAAAACUUGACCUUCUUAAAGAUGUGGGCAAAAGGAAGAAUCUCCGUGCACUUGUGUUAGUCUUUAGAGGAUAUGUUAAUGAGCAUGCUAAGGCUUUGGAAGAAGCGUUUAAAUUACUGGAAAGCAUUCGGGUGUUGCGCCUAGCUGUUAACGGCAUGAAUGUAUUGCCAGAUGCAAUUGGUAACAUGAGGCAUAUUAGAUAUUUGUCGAUUCGUCAUGUUAUUUCUCGGUUACCUAGUUCAUUCUGUAGGCUUUACCACCUGCAGGUCCUUGCCUGUGAAUUUUUUGCUAAUGAGACUGUUCUUGGCUUGAAUAAUCUUAUUAGUUUGAGACACCUGAUACCAUGUGAAGUUUACUAUAAAAAAAUCGAGGGGUUAGGGACAUUAACUUCACUUCAACGUUUGUCGUUUGCUGCUAAUGUUUGUAAAAUGAGCGAAUUGAAGGACCUGAAAGAUCUGCAGGAACUGAAGAUCCGUGGUCUUGAGAAUCGCAAACAUCACAAGGAAGUUAGUAUGAUCGAGUUGCAUCGUAAAAGGAACCUCCUCAAGUUAGAGCUGGUUUGGUCUGAUGAUAGUGAUGUGGCGGAUGAGUAUGAACUGAUGCUUGAUCGCCUGCAGCCACCUGAUAGCCUCAGGGAACUAACAAUCAAGGGAUACCAAGGUGCCAGGUCUCCAUGUUGGAUGGAACCAGAAUUAUUAAAAAAUCUGGAGUACAUGAGCCUUGAAUAUGGCAGGGCAUGGAAGCACCUUCCUUCUCUCGGGAAGCUCCCAUACCUCAUGCGUUUGGCAUUGAGUGGACUGCCAGCUCUUCGGCAAAUUAAUUGUGAAGGUGGCUUUCAACAAAUGAAGCUUUUAGAUAUAUCUGACUGUGAGCAAUGGGAAGAGUGGUGUGGAUUAGAAGCAGAGGCAGUACCCUGGUGUCCUCUCCUCGAAGAACUUGUUAUCAAGAAUUGUCGCAAACUGAAGGCACUGCCCCCUCUGCCACUCGGUCUCAAAAAAUUGGAGUUGGAAGUUGUGGGAUUGUCUGAUUCUCCAACGUUCUGGGUGGGCAGCAACUGCAGUGGUAGCAGCUGCAGUACUAGCUUUUCAUCCACGUCCUCUCCCUCCCUCUCUACAUUGAUAAUUAGAAGGUGUGGAAAGCUGACAUCCGUGGCUGGCUUGUUCCGACAUCAUCUUACAUCUCUCAGGGAGUUGGAGAUUAGAUAUUGCCCAAUUGAUUGUUUCUCUCUCUCAUCACUCGAACGGCUUUGGCUUGGUUAUUGUGGUGGAUCGGACAGUCUCACUCCUACGUUGUUAAUGCAAAGUUCCCUUACUUCUCUUUCAUUCCUUGGAUUAGGUGGAGCUAACCACAUAACCGCCUUUCCAUCCGAAGUGGAGUGUAGAAGAUUUAUGUCACUGAGGGAGUUGAGACUGGCAGGGUGUAGAGAGCUGACAUCAAUUGGGCGUCUAAAGGCUCUUCCCCACCUCUCCAUGCUAAGUAUUCACAAGUGUCCCAAGCUUGUGCAAGCAGCUGCGGAAACAACUCCAGCAUCAAUUAAAUGGGUAGAGGAGCAGGAGUUCACAUCAACUGUUGAAGAACUUAAAAUCGAUGACCCGUUCCUGCUCCACAUAGAGCCAUUGAGAAAACUCGACAUCUGUCAGACUGCUAGCAAUAGAAGAUUGUAGUCAUCUGGAGGCUGCUCUCGCAGAGUCAUGGUUGUUGCAGAAUUCAACUUCACUGCGACGUCUCAAUCUGUGGGGUAAAGCAAAGUUCUUGCCUUCUAGCCUCCAAACUCUCUCUUCCCUCAAGACUUUAC
Molecule: messenger RNA, 3020 nt
Organism: Asparagus officinalis (garden asparagus)
Lineage: Eukaryota; Viridiplantae; Streptophyta; Magnoliopsida; Asparagales; Asparagaceae
Product: putative disease resistance protein RGA3
Exons: 2
Coding region: 37-2889 (950 amino acids)
Biological process (GO): defense response to other organism
Molecular function (GO): ADP binding
Source: RefSeq, a predicted model, not a curated record